UCCUCCUUGGCUGUCUGGGCUCCAUCCCCACCUCCAGCCGCCGGCUUGCCACUGUCCUCCUCUCCCUCCCUCCUUCUCUCCUUCCCUCCCUCCCUCCGCUGGCCAUGGGGCACCCCAACAGAAGAGCAGCUGGAGCUGGAUGACUCUCUGAGGCCGGCGGCCGCAGCGGCAGCAUGGGGAGCUCCGUGGACCUCUGCAGAGAUGGGGGGCCCCCCAUGGCCCCCAGCUACACCGCACGGCCCCCUCCCCCUUCCCAGCAGUGGUUUCUUCCUGUAAGGGGUCCGUGCUGAAUCCUGUCAUGGUUCUGUAAGGAGACUCAUCCGGGACCCGCAACGUACAGCUUCCCGGGUGCGGGAAAGCCGCAUCCAAGAUGAUCAUAAAGGAAUACCGGAUCCCUCUGCCGAUGACCGUGGAGGAGUACCGCAUCGCCCAGCUCUACAUGAUCCAGAAGAAGAGCCGGAAUGAAACGUCAGGCGAGGGCAGCGGCGUGGAGAUCCUAGAGAACCGGCCGUACACUGACGGCCCCGGGGGCUCGGGCCAGUACACGCACAAGGUCUACCAUGUGGGCAUGCAUAUCCCGGGCUGGUUCCGCUCCAUUCUGCCCAAGGCCGCCCUGCGGGUGGUGGAGGAAUCCUGGAACGCGUACCCCUACACCCGGACCCGGUUCACUUGUCCUUUCGUGGAGAAAUUUUCCAUCGACAUCGAGACUUUCUACAAAAGCGACUCGGGCGAAAACCCCAACGUGUUCAACCUGUCUCCUGCGGAGAAGAACCAACUGACCAUCGACUUCAUCGACAUCGUCAAGGACCCCAUGCCCCCCAGCGAGUACAAGACGGACGAGGACCCCCGGCUCUUCCACUCCAUCAAGACGCAGCGAGGACCCCUGGCCGACAACUGGAUCGAGGAGUAUCAGCGGCGCCUCCUGCCCCUCAUGUGCGCCUACAAACUAUGCAAGGUGGAGUUCCGCUACUGGGGUAUGCAGUCCAAGAUCGAGAGGUUCAUCCACGACACAGGCCUGCGGAAGGUGAUGGUCCGUGCCCACAGACAGGCCUGGUGCUGGCAGGACGAGUGGUUUGGGCUGAGCAUGGAGAACAUUCGAGAGCUGGAGAAGGAGGCGCAGCUCAUGCUGUCCCGCAAGAUGGCCCAGUUCGCACAGGACAAGGAGGAAGAGGAGGAGGAGGCCGCGGAGCUCACCAAGAAUCCCCAGGACCUGGUCUCGAGGGAGUCUCCCCAGCCUAGUAUCAGCAGCAGCGGGGAGCCCCUGCCUGGCCGGGGGGGCCUCAAGAAACAGUGGUCCACGUCCUCCAAGUCCUCACGGUCAUCCAAGCGGGGAGCCAGCCCUUCCCGGCACAGCCUGUCUGAGUGGCGAAUGCAGAGCAUUGCCCGGGACUCGGACGAGAGCUCGGAGGAUGAGUUCUUCGAUGCACAUGAGGACUUGUCGGACCCCGAGGAGAUGUAUCCCAAGGAUAUCAGCAAGUGGGACUCCAACGACCUCAUGGACAAAAUCGAAGGCCCUGAGCCGGACACAACACAGGACAGCCUGUUUGGCCAGAAUGCCCCCGAGUACCGUGUCAUCUCCAGCGUUGAGCAGCUGAAUAUCAUAGAGGACGAGGCCAGCCCCCCUCUUGCGGUUGCACCCUCCAAGAUCCAUGUGCUGCUGCUGCUGUUACACGGGGGGACACUCCUGGACAGGGGCGCAGGGGACCCCAGCUCCAAGCAGGGUGAUGCCAACACCAUAGCCACCGUCUUCGACUCCGUGGUGCGGGUGCACUAUCCCAGCGCCCUGGGCCGCCUCGCCAUCCGCCUGGUGCCCUGUCCACCCGUCUGCUCUGACGCCUUCGCGCUCAUCUCCAAUCUCAGUCCCUACAGCCACGACGAAGGCUGCUUGUCCAGCAACCAGGAUCACAUCCCCCUGGCAGCUCUGCCCCUGCUGGCCACCUCUGCGCCCCAGUACCAGGACGCCGUGGCCACAGUCAUCCAAAGGGCCAACCUGGCCUACGGGGACUUCAUCAAGUCCCAGGAGGGCACAGCCUUCAGCGGGCAGGUCUGUCUGAUCGGGGACUGCGUGGGGGGCGUCCUGGCAUUCGACGCCUUGUGCCACAGCAACCAGCCGCUUUGCGAAAGCCAGAGCAGCAGCCGACGGGGUAGCGUGGCCAGCGUGGCCAGCGUGCAGGACGCGGACCUGUUGGCCCCAGGCACCCUGGUGAACGCAGCGAACUGCCCCAGCAGCAGCAACCUGGAGAGCAGCCGGCACCUCAGCCGCAGCAACAUUGACAUCCCGCACAGCAACGGCACCGAGGACCCCAAAAGGCAGCUGCCCCGCAAGAGGAGCGACUCGUCCACCUAUGAGCUGGACACCAUUCAGCAGCACCAGGCCUUUCUGUCCAGCCUCCAUGCCCGGGUCCUGAGGAAGGAAUCUGGUGCCCGCCGUUCCAGCAGCUCCACCGUGCUGGAUAGCGCUGGCACCCCGAGCAAGUUUGACUUCGAGAUCGCAGACCUCUUCCUCUUCGGAUGUCCCCUGGGGCUGGUGCUGGCCCUACGGAAAACCGUCAUUCCAGCCCUGGACAUUUUCCAGCUGCGGCCCGCCUGCCAGCAAGUAUACAACCUCUUCCACCCCGCCGACCCCUCGGCCUCACGUCUGGAGCCCCUACUUGAGCGCCGCUUCCACGCCUUGGCCCCCUUCAGUGUCCCUCGAUACCAGCGCUACCCGCUGGGGGACGGCUGCUCCACGCUGCUGGUGGAGGCCGUGCAGAGACACCCAGAGCUGGUCCUGGAGGGCCCCUCCGGGGAUGGCUUCCUGGAGACCAGCAUUCCGGUCCCCGCGCCCCGUUCCGGCCCUGGCUGCGUGGAGUCGGAUGCACUCCAGGCCCACAGCGCGGUCUUGCAGGAGCAGGCGACCCCCUCCUCACCCGGCGUGCCCCCUGCUUCCCGAGGCUUCCGUCGGGCCAGCGAGAUCAGUAUUGCCAGCCAGGUGUCGGGCAUGGCCGAGAGUUACACUGCGUCCAGCAUCGCCCAGAUUGCUGCCAAGUGGUGGGGUCAGAAGCGUAUCGACUACGCCCUGUACUGCCCGGACGCCCUGACGGCCUUUCCCACCGUGGCGCUGCCUCACCUCUUCCACGCCAGCUACUGGGAGUCCACCGACGUGGUCUCCUUCCUGCUGAGACAGGUCAUGCGCCACGACUGUUCUAGCAUCCUGGACCUGGAUGGCAAGGAAGUGUCCGUGUUUAGCCCCUCAAAGCCCAGAGAGAAGUGGCAGCGCAGGCGGACCCACGUGAAACUAAGGAAUGUGACAGCCAACCACCGGGUCAAUGACGCACUGGCCAAUGAGGACGGGCCGCAGGUGUUGAUGGGCCGCUUUAUGUAUGGCCCCCUGGACAUGGUCACCCUGACAGGGGAGAAGGUGGACAUUCACAUCAUGCUGCAACCUCCCUCUGGGGAGUGGCUCUACUUGGACACGCUGGUGACCAGCAGCAGCGGCCGCGUCUCCUACACUAUCCCGGAGACGCAGCGCUUGGGAGUGGGCGUCUACCCUAUCAAGAUGGUGGUCAGGGGCGACCACACCUUCGCCGACAGCUACAUCACGGUGCUGCCCAAGGGCACGGAGUUCGUGGUCUUCAGCAUUGACGGCUCCUUUGCCGCAAGCGUGUCCAUCAUGGGCAGCGACCCCAAAGUGCGAGCCGGGGCUGUGGACGUGGUGCGGCACUGGCAAGACCUGGGCUACCUCAUCAUCUACGUGACUGGCCGGCCCGACAUGCAGAAGCAGAGGGUAGUGGCGUGGCUGGCACAGCACAACUUCCCCCAUGGCGUGGUGUCCUUCUGUGAUGGCCUGGUCCACGACCCGCUCCGGCACAAGGCCAACUUUCUCAAGCUGCUCAUCACGGAGCUGCACCUGCGCGUGCAUGCUGCCUACGGGUCCACCAAGGAUGUGGCGGUCUACAGUUCCAUCAGCCUGUCCCCCAUGCAGAUCUACAUCGUGGGCCGGCCCACCAAGAAGCUGCAGCAGCAGUGCCAGUUCAUCACGGACGGCUAUGCAGCUCACCUGGCCCAGCUCAAGUACAACCACCGAGCCCGGCCCGCCCGCAACACGACCACCCGCAUGGCUCUGCGCAAGGGCAGCUUUGGCCUGCCUGGCCAGGGUGACUUCCUACGCUCCCGGAACCACUUGCUCCGCACCAUCUCAGCCCAGCCCAGCGGGCCCAGCCACCGGCACGAGCAAACGCCAAGCCAGGCAGACACAGAGCAGAGGGGCCAGCGCAGCAUGAGCAUGGCCGCUGGCUGCUGGGGCCGAAACGUGGCCGGCCGGCUGGAGCCGGGAGCCAGCACUGGCCCCAAGUAGGCGCUGGUAGUGAGCGCUGUGGUGGUCUCCAUGGUGCUAGGCCGAGGUGGCCAGCCCUGCCAGGAGGCCUGGCCUAGGCACACACCAUUGGCCAUGCUUGUCCAGGGCCCUGCAGAGAACUUGGGCUGUGCCACCCACAGGCCUCCCAGCCUCGCCUAUGUCCUCAGGGUCAUGAAGCUGACAGGACAAGCUUCUCAGGAUGGCGGGCCCCUCCACCAAGAAGACACACUGGGACACGUGCCUCACUCACACUGACCCGGGCCCAGCCUGUCACCUUCUGGCUCUAGCCCGCCCUGACCCCCGGGUCCUCUCCCACUUGGUAGCUGCUCGGACAGGGGGUCCAGCCUGCUUGUUAGCUCGAGUUAACGCGACUAGACCUCACUGGUUUCGCACUGAUGCUCGAGCAGAGACCCACAACCAUCUCUUGUCUACGGACGCGUGGACAUGCAUGAAAACCCAAGCCUGGCCCACCCAGGACCCACUGCCACACGCAAGGGCCCGGGCGGUAGCACCGUGGGCAGCGGGAGAGCAAGGUCUCUCAGCAAGACCCAGCCUCUCGGGCCCCGGCAGCUGCCUGGCCCUGUCUGUGGACGCAGCCCUGGUGGUGAGGCCGCCAGAAGCCUCGGGUGAGGGCUGGCCGGCUCCUGCUCCUCGCCUUCCUCCAGUCAGUCCCGCCUCUGCGUCCGCCACCUCCCCCCCUCCACGUUUCUACACCUUUCUACUUCUCCGAUCUGAUUUCUAUGAGGUUUUUUUAAAUGAGCAAAUCCUUGGCUGCUUCCUUUUCUUAACUCUUUCAGUACCAAGCGCAGCCCCUCCACAUGACAAGCCCAGCACUGUGAUGGAGUCCAGCCUGGCUCUGGGUCCCCCAGGUCCCACCCUCUGCCCGUGCAGGGGUCACGGGCUCCCUGCCUCACCUGCCCCGUGAACUUCACCCAAUUUCUACUCUGGGAUGGGUGGGAUGCACACUUAAAAAUAAUUUUUUUAAUGCCGAUUUUGUUUUGAUGCCGAAUCUAAGAAGCCACAACUUGCUUUGUUAGCUCACGGGUAGCCAGACGGAACCGAACCAGGCUGCCCCUAUAUUGGGCUGAGCUGUGGCCCAUCCCCUUCCCCCAAGCACAGUCUCCGGCAGUGGCACUUGGCUCUGGGCCACUGGGCCGACCUCGCCCCUUUCAAGAGGAGAGGGGGUCGCCUGGCACCGUGAGACCAAGAUCCAUGUGGGAGAAGCCGUGCUUAAACGCCAGCCAGAAGCUGGUGCCGUUUGCCCCGUGUAGAUAUGUACAGCUGGAUGGGGCGUGUAAAUGUUCUGCAGAGCGAGGCUGUACAGCGUGAAAGCUAUUUAUUUUGUGCAGAGAAUAAUGUCUGGAGGGAUGGGACCUUCAGAGUGUGUUCAUAUUGAAGAUGUAGCAUCUUGUUCUUUCAGACGUCUUGUAUAAAGCGACGAUUAUUUUACGGACCAA
Messenger RNA from Suncus etruscus (white-toothed pygmy shrew), 5793 nucleotides. It is a transcript of the gene PITPNM2, whose product is annotated as phosphatidylinositol transfer protein membrane associated 2. Gene Ontology annotation, molecular function: phosphatidylcholine intramembrane carrier activity; phosphatidylinositol transfer activity; metal ion binding. Gene Ontology annotation, cellular component: cytoplasm. Lineage: Eukaryota; Metazoa; Chordata; Mammalia; Eulipotyphla; Soricidae. Gene Ontology annotation, biological process: phospholipid transport. The transcript has 25 exons. The record is from RefSeq and is a predicted model, not a curated record. The coding region runs from base 371 to 4336 and encodes 1321 amino acids.